This is a messenger RNA of Symphalangus syndactylus (siamang), 2968 nucleotides long. Its product is annotated as putative ciliary rootlet coiled-coil protein-like 1 protein. Gene Ontology annotation, cellular component: centrosome; centriole. Gene Ontology annotation, biological process: centrosome cycle. The record is from RefSeq and is a predicted model, not a curated record. NCBI's taxonomy places the organism in Eukaryota, Metazoa, Chordata, Mammalia, Primates, Hylobatidae.
AGGGGGAUAUUAAGGGAAAACAAGCGUGCAUGUCAUUGUAUGAUCAGAACAGUAAGUUAGAACUUUCCUUUUUUCUCUCACUGUUGUUGUGACAUUCGGCCUGGCAUAGAAACGGGUACAGAUAAACAGCAACGGUUUCUCAUUCUAAUGGACAGGGAGAAGAGCAACCUGGCCCACAGCCUGCAGGUGGCCCAGCAGCAGGCCGAGGAGCUGCGGCAGGAGCGAGAGAAGCUGCAGGCUGCCCAGGAGGAGCUGUGGCACCAGCGGGACCGGCUGGAGGGAGAGCAGGAAGACGCGGUGAAGAAUGGCGUGCGGGUGCGCCGGGAGCUUGAGCACAGCCAUAGACAACUAGAGCAGCUGGAAGGGAAGUGCUCAGUCCUGGCCAAGGAACUGGUGGAGGUGAGGGAGGUGCUGAGCCGCGCCACGCUGCAGUGGGACAUGCUGCAGGCCGAGAAGGCCGAGGUGGCCGAGGCGCUGACCAAGGCUGAGGCUGGCUGCGUGGAGCUCCAACUCUCCAUGACCAAGCUGAGGGCAGAGGAGGCCUCCCUGCAGGACUCCCUGUCCAAGCUGAGCGCCCUCAACGAGAGCCUUGCUCAGGACAAAUUGGAUCUGAACCGCCUUGUCGCCCAGCUGGAAGAACAAAAGGCCGCCCUGCAGGGCAGGCAGCGGCAGGUGGAGCAGGAGGCCACAGUGGCUCGGGAAGAGCAGGAGCGGCUGGAGGAGCUGUGGUUGGAGCAGGAGGUGGCGCGGCAGGGCCUGGAGGGCUCCCUAUGAGUGGCAGAGCAGACCCAGGAGGCGCUGAAGCAACACCUCCCCACACUGAGCCAUGAGCUCAGCUGGCUGCAGGAGCAGCUAGCACAGGCAAUCUGAAGGCAAAUCCUGUUUAGACCCAGGCGAAGGUUCCUCGUGACCCAGGCUCUCACCAGCCAGUUGUCCCUUGCCGUCCUCCUGAGGGUGUCUGGAGCUUCAGUGCUGUGUGUUCUUGGCCUCCACGCUGGGGAUGCCACUGACUCCCACUGUCCAGGGCUUCCAGUGGACUCUCCAAGGCCCUGAUGUAGAAACUUCCCCAUUCGGUACCCCAAGAGCAGCCUCACAUGGUGUGGGCCAACAUCAAGAGCUGCCAGAUCCAACAGGUCUUGGGGGAGUGGGAGCCAGUGCAAGGAGAGAAGUCCAGUGAGAAAGGCAAAUGGAUGACAUCAGACCUAGGGGCUGAGGCCCCCAGCUGCAGCCAGGUAGCUUCUGGAGUGGACAAGGAGCAACAGGGAAGUUCGUGUCCUGGUGUUCUGGGCUGCACUGUCUCAUCUCAUUCUUGUGAGCACCAGAACUUAUCCAAAGACAAGACUCAGUGUCUCUGGCAACAGUGGGCCAGAGACAGGAUGUGUGAAUUUCAGAGGAGGAGGAAGGGGUUGUACCCCAUGGAAACAAUAUAUGGUUUUACAGUAGCACAUCUUUCUCUAAUAACUAGUUAGCAUGUUCCUGUUAAUGGAAAAUAUUGGUGAUGUAAGUUUCCCCACUGUUCUCAUCUUCAUGUAAAUUUGUUCAUUUCCUUCCUUCCUUCCUUCCCUCCUUCUCUCCAACUCUGUGUCUCUCUUUAUUCAUUCCCUGCCUCCCUCCCACCCACCCUCUCUCCCUCCCUUUCUUUCUUCUUCCCUCCCUCCCUCCCUUCUUUCCUUUCUUCCUUUCUCCUUUCUUCUUUUCUUUUUCUUUCUCUCUCAUGCUCUCUCUUUUUCUUUCCUUUUCAUUCUCUCUACUUUUUUGAAGAGAUCACACUGUACUGAAAGCUACAUUAUUUACCAGAAUCUCUGGAUCUGCUUCUGUCUUGCAGGCAGAGAGCUCAUCCAGUAGCCCUUAGCUCUUCCUAGCCCCCUCCUUUGAUUUGUUAGUGCCACUGGGGCAGCUGCUGAGUCUCAGUGGUUUCUAGUCUUCACCAAGUUCUGCCCACCCAGAUGGUUUUUACCUGUCCUUACCAGAAACCUGCACUGUCUAGAUUGCUGAGGCUGCUUCUCCUUAACCGAUCUGCUAUCUGUAUUCCGGGGGCACGCCAGGGUUAGAGGCAAAUGGCACAGGCCGUGAAAUCUCCAACUGCUCUGACUCCAGGUUGGUGCACUUCAAUGCCAAAUACUAACCACACAAUAACAGGAUGCCACCAAAACCUUGAUAUGGGGCUGCUGCAUCCUAAUUAAAACAAAUUAAUAGGCUUUUUUUUUUUUAGAACAGUUCUAGGUUUAUGGAAAACUUGAGUGGAUAGUACAGAGAGUUCUAGGCUCCCCUGUCCUCCAGCACACAAUUUCUCCUAUUAGUAUGUCGUAUGAGUGUGGUCCAUUCGUUACAAUUGAUGAACCACUGUUGAUACGUCAUUAUCAACUAAAGUCCGUAGUUUACAUUAGAGUUCAUUCUUUGAGUUUCACAGAUUGUGGGUUUUGGCAAUUACAUAAUGUCCUAAAUCCCCAAUACAGCAUCAUGCGAAAUAGUUUCACUGCUGAAAAUUCCCUGUGCUUCACCAUUUCAUACGUCCUCCUCUCCUCCACAGUAUUAUUCAUAAUAGUUAAAAAGUGGAAACAUCUUAAGCCACCAUCAGUUGAUGAAUAAACAAAAUGUGGUAUAACCAUAUAGUGGAAUAUUAUUUGGCCAUAAAAAGUUGAAGUACUGAUGCAGGCUAAAAAGGAUGAAACUCGAGAACAAUAUUCUAAGAAGCAGAUAGAAAAUACCACGCUUUGUUAUUCCAUAUAGAGGAAGUGCCCAGAACAAGUACAUCAGUAGAUAGAGAAAGUAGAUUAGUGGUUGUCAGCGCAAGAAGGGGGGAAUUGGAGAGUGACUGCCCAUAGGUACAGGCAAGCUUUUUGGCAUUAUGAAAAUAUUCUGGAAUUAGGUAGUGGUGAUGGUUGCGAAAGUUUUGGAAUAUGUUAAAAGACACUGAAAUGUAUGCUUAAAAAUGGUGAAUUUUGUGAUAUAUAAAUUAUACUGUAGA